Molecule: messenger RNA, 4680 nt
Organism: Branchiostoma belcheri (Belcher's lancelet)
Lineage: Eukaryota; Metazoa; Chordata; Leptocardii; Amphioxiformes; Branchiostomatidae
Exons: 10
Coding region: 535-3438 (967 amino acids)
Source: RefSeq, a predicted model, not a curated record
UGGCGGAGGCGUGUCGGUGUCCCACCUGUUGUCCCACCUUUGGACCGGUGUGUGGGACAACAAAGUGCCGCCGGCGCCUGGCAACCGCCUGGCGGUAUCAAUGGACCGGGUGGGUAACGUGACGCGGGACCAUGCAAUCGGGAAGGCUGGGCGCUAGUGUGUAGUCGUGCCGACAGCGGAGAGCACAGCACACGCUGACUUACUCUCUCACUUCCUGCGAUUGCCUACGCCGGAUCUGAGCGCUCAAAAUUCUUUUGGAUCACCUAUAAACUUGCCCAACCUCAAGUCCUGAUCGCAGAUUGUUUUAGCGUCAGCUGAGCGAUCGUUCACAACUUUUGCAGCGGCACAACCACGUCAACCUUUCACGGCGAUCUUAUCGGGCCACGAAACACGAGGCGUAGUUGACGUUCCACGCCCCUGACAUUGAAUAGCAGACGUUGUGUGAGCGUUGGUUGGUUGCUGGGGUGGGGGGCGUUGCUAACAUGUCCUACCGACGUUGUUGUGUCACCUGAAGUCAGUCAUCAGGACGACAGCAUGGCUGCCAGGUGUCUGGUGGCCUUCCAACAUGUGGACACGGAGUCCAAGAAAAUCCUCAGGAAACAUGCCAAGAACCGUCCUUUAGGAGACCUCCACCACAAGUACCAGGACGUGUCCCCUCCCCCGGAGGAUGUUCUCACCUGUACAGGUGUGGAGGCACAGCUGCUGCGCAGGUCUCACCUGUCCAAACCCAAGUCUGCCUCACAACUCAUCGACGAGCAGCAGAGAGCUGUGCACAAUGCCUUAAACAGGGGAACAAAAUCUGCAGGAGCAGGGAGAAGAGAAGGCCCAGCUAUAGCUAGUGGUCGGUCCAGUAGCAGCAGUAACCAGAGCACAACACCAGCCAUGAAGAGACCUAGAAGUGUGAUGGAGACAGGGAAACAGAGUUCUCUGUCUCUUAGGAGCCAAAAAUCAGUGUGGAAAGUUAAGUCCAGUGUGCCAAAGGACCUGCCUGACGACAGGGCCUACAUGAGAGUGAGGAUGGACCCUGUGGACAAGGCCUGGGUCCGCAGUAGGUCAUUAGGAGACCUCAGCGACCAAUCAAAAGAGAUGAACAGAUCUGAGCUUCAGCCAUCGCGAGCGACCACUGGGUACGUGAAGUUCCAACAGAUGAGGAACAAGGCGAAGAACGGGGUUGGUUAUGACACCUCGGCAAUCUACCUGUCCUUCGCUGGAGGGGAGGAGGAGAAGGACGUGGGUGUAGUGGAUGCCUUCACUGACAAAGAACCUGGUGAGUACUACAGUAUCGAAGGUCAUGCGGGGUCAAAGAUCGCUGACCAGCUUCGCCAGGGGAACAAGAUUCGUAUCGGAAUCAACGGAGAGGUCAUGUCACACGGUCUCCGAGUACGCACACGCAGCAAGGAGGACUCCCCGAGAAGUGAGCAGGAUCAUCUGGACCUGUACCGUGAUGACUGGGACAGCAGUAGUAACUCCACAGACAUGGAGAGAGUUCCGCUGUGCUGGGAGGACCAGGUCAGCAGGCCGGGGUCACGGCUCCUGGCACCACGCUCAGAGAAGAGGGAAGUACCCAGACCUCCAAUGUCAGGCUGCCAACCCGUGAUGUUUGACAAACUGAUCCGGCACGACAUGUUCCCGCCCAACUUUGUCCACGUGGGAGCCGCCAGCCCUCCGAGCAGCACAGGAAAACCGUCCGGGCAGUUCCGCGUCAAGCAGAGAACCAAGUUAAAGCCGACCUUCAACGGCGCGACUCCGUCCAGCAGCCAGAUCACUGUCAUCAGUAUCGACAACUGGAACGAGGAACUCAUGAGCGAGGAGAGACAGCAGAAGGAGUACGACGAGGUUCUAUGGGACAAGGUGAUUCAUGGGAAGGCUCGGAACGAACUCCUGGGCGGGGCUAAGACUCCGUCCGUCGGUCAGACAAUCUUGCCGGAGAAGCGUGCGAGGUCGCCGAGACAGCGCGAGGAAGCGAGAAGUGCGGGGCAGAGAAGUAGUAGGUUAAGUUUUACAGACGGGUAUGAUAAUGUUGGUAAGAAGCUGGGGGUGGUGAGACAGCAGGCCAUCCCGUCGGGUAAGUACAGCAGUGGUAGUAGUGUGGACUUUAAUUAUGUGGGAAACGGGAUGAACCCCAUCCCAGGGACACUUAGCGCAGCCACCCCGGCUAACAGCCCCAGGGUUGGGUUUGUGGGCACAGUUAAGCCAAUGCCGUCCAAGCCAUUGUACAGGAAUGGUGUUGCCAGUAUAAGUGUGCACGGUAUCCAGGGAGACCUGAACUAUAUCCAGAUUGCGCAGCCGCUGACAGCACCGGUCGGGCCGCUGGGCUUGCAACAUGUUGACUCGGGCAGCUACAGCACGCUGUACAGGUACAGCGCCACGGUAAGAGAAGCCAUGGGAGCGGUCGGCAAUCCCGUCCGCCCUUUCUCAACGUCCACCAAUGUUUUCCACAGCCAGGAGCCAGGUGCGGAGUAUGAGGUAUUCGAGCAGGAACAAUUCGUGCCAAGUCGAGGAUCCACAGCAAAGAGUAAGUCGUCCCAGGGGCAGCAGCAUGUUAGGUUUGUGGAGGACUUGCCUUCGCGCACAGGCACGCCUGACCAAAGGCCACCGUCACGACAUACGCCAUCCCCUCCUGCUCCGUCCAACUCGCCAGACCGUGUUGGCUCGGUGACUCCCUCGAUCCUGCUGUCGUCUGCUCUCGCUGACGAGGGUGAUGCGCAGAAGGCAGAGGACAGGGUUCAAACCCCGGAGGCUGGGAUGGACAGCUCCAGAAGACCAACCCUAACGUUAGACUCCAUCGUUAUACCAACUGCAGGAGAAACAGAGUCCGAUACGUACUCCAACUGUGACCACACCACCGUUGACACCUCCGUCCCAUCCCACACAACCCUUCGCGAAACAUUAGACGUCGAAGAUGAAGACGAUGAUAGUGACGAGGAGAGGUCCGAGUCUCCGACCUUGAGGUACACGACCUUCAAAGGUGAGAGACCAGGGUCGGCUACUGAGGAACAGUUGAACAAAGUGGCCUCCAUGAUCGCUAAAACGGUUGUCGGACAGGCGGCGUCAGGGGAUGAAGGGAAUGAAUCUGAUGAUGAUGAUGAACAGUUGAUGCAAGAUGACGAAAGAAGCUCGGUGAAGAGUUCGGUGUUUUCCGAGUCUCUGGACGGAGAAAGCAGGAAGACGAGGAGCAUCAGCAGGAUUGACAGCGGCUCCCAGUAUUCUUCUGAUGACCUGCAGGUCUCGCAGGAGACUCAGGAGCUUCUGGACUCAGUGUCCAAAAUGCCUGCCACGGAUGCACCACAGGUCGCAGACUUGUUGUCGUACGAACCAGACAAGCCCGGGCAGAAGGAGCUGGCAGAACUGAGGGGUCAGAUUAAGGAGGACUUGAAACGGACGCAGCAGGAAACACAGAAGGACAUACAGGACAUCUACAUGAAACAGUACGCGUGAGGAAAAUCCACCCACAAACGUCAUUUGAAAAUCUCAAUUUGCUUCAAGAUUUGAAGGGUAUGCAAGAAACCUCAUCAGCUAAGGGCCUCAGAUGGAGCAAACAGCCCCAGGGUUGGAAUUUCGCUGGUCAUAUCACCGACAAAAAUUUUACCUAAUAUGUCGUCUUUACAGGACAAAAGUGGUUAAAGAAUGUGUAAGAAAAAUAGAGAGUCUACCAGUAAAAUUUGCCCCUCAAAAUUCUGGAAAUAGAAUUUCAGAGAAUCAAGAUCGAUUUCAAAAUUUCCCCGGACGCACCUAAGGUUGUCAUAACACAACACAAUUGAGAUGACAGAAAAAUUCAGGCUGGUAGAACACAAUGUCUUCCUUUUAUAACCAUGACAAAGAGUCGUCUCCAAAUAUUGGAGACAAAGAAGGGCAUACCAUGACACUUGGAGUUAGACAACAUCGAGACAAAACUAGUACUGUAAGAAGUUACGUGCCAAAAACAAACAAACAGACGUUACACCUCUUCCUGUACUCUGGUUUAGGCUGCAAUGGCUCAACUUUGCCAGGUUUGAGAUGUAGGUUCGGUAGAUGUAAGGAGCUUCUCUAUUUUGUAAUAAGGCUUAUUUUGCUAUUGUUGCAUAAUGAUCCAUUUUGGCGUAGUAAACUUUUGCAUAAUGGAUAUACUGUUUGUAGUUUGUAAUUUUUUAUUGCUUGUUUCUUAUGGAGUACUUAUUGUGUUAUUGCAAAGAGGCCACCUUUGUUGGAUGUAAAUAUUAUCCUGACCUGUGGUAUAAUAUUUAGAUUGUAAAUACUUACGAGCAAAUUUCUAAUGGAUAACAGUAGGAUUUCAUUUAUGUGAUAGAAUGUGAGUAGUUUUGUAUGAAGUUGCUGCUAUUAUAAAUUUGAUAUCACAAUAACAGUGUGAUUCCUUUUAAAAUACAAUCAUAAAAUGGUUGUUUUUACGAGGUUAAUAUUUAUACAUAUCAUGCCCCUAAUAAGUAAUUUUUGUGUGAAAGCGAUUAUGGAAAAUAAUAAGAUAUUAUAAUCAUUGUAAAAAUACAGACUGUACAGUGGUUCAUGGUAGCCAAGGCUACAGCUUUACUAAUACUGUUUUUAUUUUUUGUGAAAAGCCUUUUCAUUGUUUUGUUUAUUUCUGUGAUGGAAAUAAUACCAUUUUAUAAAAACAUGUUGUCAACUUUGUUUGCCUUUGAAGAUUCUAAGGAUCACAUACAGAGACCACAUUUUAAAUGAUGAAAC